AUACAAAUAAUUGCAGUUUGAUUAUUGAAAAAUAUAAAUGUAUGAGAAAAAUUGGAACUCGAAUUUGAAACUUCAACAAUUUAAUAUACAAUGACGUGUGAUAUACCUUGAAAUCCGAGUGACACACACUUGAAUUAUCAAUGGAGUCUGUAACGGAAGUUUACGACGUCAAUUUUCCCACGGUUGUUGCUUCGAAUUUGUCGGGACAAUACGGUAUUGAUGAACAUGUGAACUUGACUUUGCUUCCUCCCAAAUGCAAAUGGAACUCCUUGAACACGGGAAUGGCUUGUCUGCUUUUCUUAACAUUUACACUGAACGUGUUAUCAUCCAUUGUUCUAUUUCGUGUACCACUGGUAACUGUCAGAGGAAGGAGUAAUCCAGUAUAUCUUUGUAUACGAUUUUUGAACAUUUGUGAUGUCCUACAGGCGUUUUUCCUGAUUUUGAUGCCAGCAUUCGCAACUCCAGAAUGCGAUUGGCUCGGUGGAAAAAUAUCUUGCAGUAUAAUGGGAUUCAUUGUCUUAUUUUUUCUUCUCGUUUCUCCGCUUAUUACAAUUUUAAUGGCAUUUGAUCGCGUUAUUGCUCUUUACUGGCCUUUCAAAUAUCGAAGUCAUCUAGGAUUGAAGCUUUUGAAAUUUCUUCUACCGUCAGCAUGUAUUCUUGUAAUUAUAACAACAAUUUUGCCCAUAUUUGGUGUUGGAGAAUAUCACGUGGUCAAGGGAAGGAGGUUUUGUCUUUUAGACACAAUUACAGAAAAUUCUCUUCAUCGUUCCUACGUUAUUGGAGUUCACAGUGUGUUUUUCUUGGCUCUUUUGUUCAUGUUAUCCUGCACUAUAGCCUUUCAAAGUAAACUGCUGAGCAUGUCAUUCACAAAAAAGCACAAAGAAUCAAAGUCAAAGGCUCGCAAAAAAGUAUCUUCACGACGCACAAGAAAUGCUACAUUGACAACAAUGGCAGUUUGCUGUAUAUUCAUCAUUUGCUACAUGCCUUAUGUGAUUCGGGUCCUCGUCGAGGCUUCAACUCUUCAGAAGUCUCCUACUAUAAUCACCUGGAUGACCUUUGGCCUUGCAUUUUUACAACCGCUUCUUAAUCCUGUAGUAUACCUGGGAACCAACGCAAGAUACCGGAAGGAACUUCAGGCUUUGAUAAAAAAUAUUAAAGUAUCAGAUUGGGAGACUUCUUCGGAAAGCGGUGUCACUCACAAUGGCUCCAGAGGCGCCUUCUCCGGGUUUCGAAGACGAAUUUCAAGCGGAGGUAGCAGAAACAGCAAACGUAGCAGCAGGCGAAAAACUUUGGCGGAUCAUAAUUCAUUGAACAAUAGCGCCACCUCGCCAACAGGAACGUCAAAACAUGCGAGCGGGACAAGAAAAUCAAGAAAUUCAGCGUUUUUGCCGGAUACCUUCAUUGUACCGGAUAAAGAUACAAAACAAAAGAGAUCUUCGUUUCCGAGACAAAAGAACUUAGGAGAUGAAAUUAAGUAUAAGCAGAGAAUUCGUGAACCGUCGUCAAGCAGUGGAGUAAAAUCAUACGACAGCGUUGAAAAAAUGUUAAUCACUCCUCCUGCACUGACUUCAUCUUGCAUGCCAUUUGGAAAAUCCUUCGUGUGGACAUCAGGACAGCAAAAGUCCGGAAAAUAUGGACGUUCCAUGAAAAAUAAUGACGUUUUUGACGUGGAAACGAACCGAGAACGUAGCAAUACUGUUUCAGAGGGCUAUAUGCCUUCCUCAGGGGUAUCUGGAGCGAAAGAAAUCGCUUACAUAAGAAAUAUGCAUAGAAACUGCUCUUCGAGUACUCCAGGAUUACUGGAAGCACAUACUUUCUUCGAUUGUCAACACGGAAAUGAAAAUUCUGACGAAAUUGGGCGUUUGGAUCCUAUUGACUUAUGUGUGUUCGAUCGAAGUCCAAAAAACUUCCCGGAUACUGGGGAACUGCCAACAGAUUCCUAUUUUGGUAGUGACAAUCACAUCCAUAAUACGUGCGUUGCGUCUUCGAAUAAUAAGCAAAGCAAUUCAGGAUGUGAUCUGACCGAAAACUACGACGCUCCAGAUGUAUUUAUCGACAACGACCAUGUCGCGAAGUCAUGCUCUAACGCAAUUGACUUUUUGUCGCCCAAAGCGGAAGAUGACUCCGAUAUGAUGCGUGUGACCGCUAGAUCAAGUUAUAAAAAAGCUUUGGCUAUGAAAUCGUUAUAUCUUCUUUCAAGAAAACCGUCGAAACGCGAUAGUGGUGUAGGAGAUUCUUGAGUUUCAAAAUAACUUAUGACAACACCGACUGAUACACAAUAAAAUAUAAUAAAAUGGCUAUCUAGAUUACCUGGUAAUUCUAACUGCCUACCCCUUAAAAUUCAGAAUUUAUAUAGGGGCGAAUUUAUUGCCAACUGACAAAUUGUCAUGGUUCAAAAGCUGAAUAUAAACAGCAGGCCGCAAAUCGCAUCGAAAAUCUAUAAAAUUGGAUUUCCGUCUCUAGAUCGGAAGGAAGGAAAGGCAAUAAGACGUAUAAAUGAUAUGGCGGACAACUGAAUUUCGCCUGGUUACCAAGCUUCAGUAAAGCCAGUCAAUUGUUAAAUACAAAAUUAAAAUCCCCAUUUUCAGUCUUUAUGCUACAAUUAUAGCGUCUAGUACCUUUUCGGCAUUAUUGGUUAAAAAGUGUUCAGCAUCUUGUUAACACCAGUAAUUACCAAGGACAUGAGAGUCAAAACAGACCGACGAUUAUGGAUCAUAUGGGUGCACUGUCACAAUCAUAUACGUUUAUUUAUUUACGUCGUAAAAACGAACUAUUCGAUUCAUUCAUUUUCAUUAGAUUUUAAUGCGAAAAGGAAAAGUUGAAUCAAUCUGAUGCGUCAUGCUUGAAAUUCAUUAGUCAGCAUAGUUUAAAAAGAUCAUCUUGUCAUAAUAUAUGUCAUUGUUCUUCGAUGACAUUGUAAUCGAUUUUUGUUGAAAUUUUUGUUAUUUCACUACGCAUUUCUAACAAAGCAAUUUACAUAGUAUUGUCAGUGUUUUUAAUUUUACUUACUUUUGUAAAAUAUCAUAAUUCUGAUUUUCAAUAGUAUAAAAAAGACCACAGCAUUUUUGUAAACGCUUUUGAUAAACCAUUCACCAGCGACCUGUGGUGUUUUGUACAACGGUAUGUUUUUGCUCUGAGCUGAUUUGUGUACCCGCAAAGAAGAAGAUAAUGUGAGGAUAUCCAGGCACUGGAUUACUUCGACGAAAAUGAGAUCUCUAACUAACAGUAUCAGCGUCGCCAGGACAACGUCUUAUCCUUCACAGUACAUGCACCAAAAUUACUCUAAACUAAAGCUAUUACGGAAUCUAUUGGCAAAUUUGGUUAAUGAUAUACACUGUUCUUGGGAACUGGCUUCGAGUUACACAGAGAUUUAUUUUCAGUCAUUUACAAAUACUCUGACUCAUAAUCCAGACAAAGUCAACAUCGGUUAAGUCAAUCUUAUUUAAAGCGAGAUGGAUAUCGUUGUUAAUUGCUACAAAAGUACCAAUAAAAUCAAUAGAUAAGCUAUUUUAUCGUAAUCGGUGAUAUGAUGUAUAUUUUUGUGUAUGCAUGCACAGGCAAGCUUUUUCACGGCAAUAAUCACAGAUGUUAUAUAAAAUACUGCUGUCAUAUAUUUCAUAUCGUACGCUUAGACGUUUUCUCAUUGGGAAGUAUGUCUACAUAUUAGUGUAGGCAUAAAAGUAAGCAUAGUUUCUAUCGCCCAUUGAGUUUGGUCAGUGAUCAAGACGCUUUCAAGAUUUCCAAAAAUCAUACAGUUUUUGUAUUUUUAUGUUUGCUUUUUCUGAAUAAUCUAAAUAAAUGAUGUUACUGUGA
Messenger RNA from Styela clava, 3813 nucleotides. RefSeq lists its product as uncharacterized. Gene Ontology annotation, biological process: G protein-coupled receptor signaling pathway. Lineage: Eukaryota; Metazoa; Chordata; Ascidiacea; Stolidobranchia; Styelidae. The record is from RefSeq and is a predicted model, not a curated record. Gene Ontology annotation, cellular component: plasma membrane. Gene Ontology annotation, molecular function: G protein-coupled receptor activity.